Messenger RNA from Peromyscus californicus insignis, 2645 nucleotides. Its product is annotated as myb/SANT-like DNA-binding domain-containing protein 4. The coding region runs from base 182 to 1219 and encodes 345 amino acids. The record is from RefSeq and is a predicted model, not a curated record. Lineage: Eukaryota; Metazoa; Chordata; Mammalia; Rodentia; Cricetidae. The transcript has a single exon.
GUGAUGGUGCCGCCGGGGUCGCAGGUAUCUAGACCACCUCCAUGACUGGAUGAAUGGAAACUCAGUGAUUUGAAUUAAGAACCAACAAGGGAUUGUCCUUGGACUUUGUUCUUUAUAACACACUCUUCACAUACUUUGCACAGCUCUUCUUGCCAUUAAAACCUGCACUGAAGUUUUAAAAAUGAAGCAAUUGAAAAGGAAAAGGAAAAGCAAUUUUAGUGUUCAGGAGACUCAGACCCUUUUGAAAGAAAUUACCAAAAGGAAAGAAGUCAUUUUUUCUAAGCAGCUCAACACAACGAUAAAUGUGAUGAAGCGAAUGGCCUGGGAGGAGAUUGCACAGUGUGUAAACGCUGUAGGAGAAGGAGAACAGAGGACGGGGACUGAGGUGAAGAGACGGUACCUCGACUGGCGUGCACUCAUGAAAAGGAAGAGAAUGAAGGCCAACAUGAAGCUGGUUGGUUCUGGGUUUCCUCUGCCCACAUCUGAUUUAGAUGACUCUCUCACUGAAGAGAUAGAUGAAAAAAUUGCAUUCCGAAAUGAUGCAAAUUUUGACUGGCAGAAUGUGGCAGAUUUCCGGGAUGCAGGUGGAUCCCUAACAGAGGUCAAAGUAGAAGAAGAAGAAAGGGACCCACAAAGCCCAGAAUUUGAGAUAGAGGAGGAAGAAGAAAUGUUGUCGUCUGUCAUACCAGAUUCCAGGAGGGAAAGUGAGCUCCCUGACUUCCCUCAUAUAGAUGAGUUUUUCACCCUCAAUUCCACACCGUCCAGACCCACAUAUGAUGAGUCCCAUCUGCUCAUGAACAUAGAAAAACAGAAACUGGAGCUGGAAAAGCGCCGACUGGAUAUCGAAGCAGAAAGGCUGCAGGUGGAAAAGGAGCGGCUGCAGAUAGAGAAAGAACGGCUGCGCCACCUGGACCUGGAGCAUGAGCGCCUGCAGCUGGAGAAGGAGAGGCUGCAGAUCGAGAGGGAGAAGUGGAGGCUGCAGCUGGUCAGCACCGAGAAACCCGCCCUAGAGAAUGAACUUGGCCAGGGGGAUAAGUCCACGCUGCAGCCACAGGACAUAGAAGCAGAGAAGUUGAAACUUGAGCGAGAGCGCCUGCAGUUGGAGAAAGAUCGGCUGCAGUUUUUGAAGUUCGAAUCUGAGAAGCUGCAGAUCGAAAAGGAGCGCUUGCAGGUAGAGAAGGAGAGACUGCGGAUUCAGAAAGAAGGGCAUUUGCCUUGACUGUUCUCCAUCCUCUUCUUAGCAAAGAUUUAUGAACUGUAGCUUUUCCCCAUCAGUUGAUGUAAAAGUGGUUGGUGGAUUAGCUACCCCAUCACCACCCCUGUCUAAUGUCAGUGUUUUGGGUAGGAGAAAAGAUAGUAACACAUAGGUAGCCACAUGGUUCAGUAGUAUAUUCUAUAAACGCUCUGCCUACCAUAAACAGAUAGCAGAGGAUCUGCUAGACUUUCACAUUAGUGAUACUGCAUAGAGUCCUGUCUUAUUUGUGCACCCCAAAUUAUUUAAUACAAUAAUGUCUACAAUAAAGUUCCCAUCCAGUGAUUCUCAAGUGGAGUUUGGGCACCCAGAAGACAUUUUGGAUUGUGUGGAGAUGGUUUUUGGUGGUCAAAAAAGAUAUAGGUGUGAGCGGCUACUGCCCUCUUAUCAGUAGAGGCUAUAGGCUCUGCUAAACACCAUGUAAUGCCUGACUCUCCUCUUCACAGGAAAGAAUUACCCAGCCCAAAAUAUCACUAGUGCCAAGUUUGAGAUACCUAACCCUGGCCUAACUGUACACCUCUAUAGCUAUCUUUUACAGUUCUAGAAUAUUAAAACUUCAGAUAUUUAUGUGGGCAGAUAUUUAAAUGGCCAAAAGCAUUUUAGCUGUGAGACAUUACUGUGUAGUAUAUUGAAAAUAGGGAAUGGUGGAGAUUGUAGGUACUUUAUUCCCAUGGUGUUGUUUAUCAGUAGACUGAGACUUAGAAGCAAUCCUGGAACUAUCGGAGCUUGUAUAAAAUGAAUCACUUUUAAAGGCAGUCGCCUUCAAGAAUGGGAAGCUUUAGUUCCCCCUUCUUUAAAUCUGUUGUCUUAGUUUGAAUACAGAACUUACCAUUUCAAUCAUGUACUAAAAUGUUAUGUAAGAAAAUGUCAGAAGAUAGUAAAAAUGGUACCAGUGCCAAAAUGGUGACAGUAGUCGAUGAUGUUGAACCCAAUGAAUUGUUGAUUGAUUUCUAAAGUGAAGAAUAGUCAUUUGAGACUGAGAGAUUGAGGAAAUGUCCUCUGCAUCAGUAAAGAGGUGGUGAAAUGAUAGAAGUAGCUUUGUGUUAUGGUUAGGGAAAGCACUUGCUUAACUUAAUCUCUACAAGAGUCUAUGAAAGGGUAACUUCUUGCUUCAGAAUCUGAAAUUCAGAGAAAUCCUGCAGUAAGUAAGUGGCUGUUCUUUAUACAGCGGUGUAUUUUUGUCUUUUCCCCUUCAGGAUGACUAAACUUUAGAAUUCUGAAAGCAAAGGGCUAGCUUUGUCUGAUGAUUUGCCUACGGUGUCCUAAUGGUCGUUUAUCACAGUAAAGUGCUUUCUGAUGCACAAUGAAGUUGGAAAUGGCUGCACGAGUUCACUUUGUGUUUUCUGUUUUCUAGGGAUGAUAGCUUUAAUACAGUACUUCUGUUGACACACUA